Molecule: messenger RNA, 1743 nt
Organism: Branchiostoma floridae (Florida lancelet)
Lineage: Eukaryota; Metazoa; Chordata; Leptocardii; Amphioxiformes; Branchiostomatidae
Exons: 6
Coding region: 6-1310 (434 amino acids)
Source: RefSeq, a predicted model, not a curated record
AUUCUAUGCUUGGAUCUCGCGGCGAAAACAUGUCAGAAGUUUACGGAGAGACGAAACAAGCGUCAGAAAGCUUUCUUCAGAUGUCAGAGAUGCCUCAAGUGUCCUUUUUGACCUUGGACGGCAAGUACCACGUCUGUGGACAGGAUGCUGUGUACUACACAGAUGAUAACGGUACAGAACGGUUUGUAGAGGGCGGGACAGUCGACCUGUGCCUGACAGAGGACGAGUGGGGUUGCGUCAUGCCGAUAGACGAUGGGUACGGGCCGGAUUUCAUCUUGAAGAAAUAUCUCGAAUGCCCCUGUGAAGUUUAUGAGGAGAUAGAACAAGAUGUUCAAGAAUGUGAGGAGAAAGUGUGCGUCCAAGAUCACGACGACAUGGAGGCGGGAAAGUGGAAUUUCCCAUGGUUUAGUGCUUGGAGCGUUGAAGAGUUCCUGGAUGAGAUGGAAAAUCUCCAGAAACCAAAGGAGGUAAACAACAUUAACAGCAUCAAGGCAACCAGCCACACGUCUCAGAAUGACGGAGAAGUGUCCAAGAAGUUUGAGAAGGAUCAGCCCCACAACCAACCACAUGUGGAGAGACAGAGGAUGUGGGAAGACGGCAUGACUAUCUACAUGUCGGAGAGUGAUCUGGAUGAACAGCUUCUGGGACAUGCAGAGGGUUUCUUGAGUCAGAACUUGUGGGAAGACGGCAUGACUAUCUACAUGUCAGAGAGUGAUCUGGACCAACAACUGCAGCUGUUAGGACAGACUGAGAGUUCAUUGAGUGAGAACUUGUGGGAAGAUGGCAUGACCAUUUACAUGUCGGAGAGUGAUCUUGAUGAACAACUGCAGCUUCUGGGGCAUGAUGAGGCUCCCAUACUGUAUGAGAGUGAGAAUAUCUACCAUCCAGUCACAAAGAAAGCUACCAGACUGUCCAGGUACGACCUACAUCACGGGCCAGAUCACGACGCUCGCUCACCAAGUCGUCCUCUGAUUGGUAGUUGUGGUGACAGCAAGGGAAGGAUCGUUUUGGAUUGGUGUUUGUUGGAAACAUCAUUGCUUGUAUACACCACAGCUGGUGCAGGGCACCAGAGGAAAGAAGUUCACAAGACAACCCGAAAGAGAAGACUGCAGCAGACAUCUAUGUACAUUAAGCAGCCGUUCAGUGGUGUGGUUUUUGAGAAAGUUUGUUUCCCCUACAUCUGCUGCUCCUGUUGGCUUCUUCUCAUGGGUUUACCAAGUCUUUUUAUCCUUGUGUUUGGGUUACAAAAGUUUGGUAAGUGUGUGGGAAAAAGCCGACAGGGGCAGCAACGCUGGCAACCUCCCACAUGACAGAAAACAGGUCCUACAUCAUCCUAGUUAGGCAUUGCAAGAUGGAGGACAUGUUUUCUGUUGUGUUGGAGGUUGCCAUGGUUACUGACAACCAGACUAUGGUUGCCAGGUAACGAAGUAGCUGCCCCUUUUUGUGUGCACCUACAUCAUGUAUUGGUGUGAAGCUCAACACUCUGUCCACAUGUUCUACAUUUCAUCAACAUACAUAAAUACAUUGGCUUCACACUGGUAGGUACACUGAAAAUAUUGUUCUGAUAGAUGUAGUCAUAUCAUAGUUUUCAAUAUCUUUAAUAUUACACACCCUAUGUACUCCAACGUGAACAGCACAACCACUACUUUGUCAGGAGAGACUACAUUGUAAAUUUUCUCUUGAGGGUUUGUAAUUUCAUACCCAUAUUUGCCAGUUUGUGGAAAGAAUAAAACUAAAAUCCAA